Helobdella robusta is the source of this 411-nucleotide messenger RNA. RefSeq lists its product as hypothetical. The record is from RefSeq and is a predicted model, not a curated record. The coding region runs from base 1 to 411 and encodes 136 amino acids. Lineage: Eukaryota; Metazoa; Annelida; Clitellata; Rhynchobdellida; Glossiphoniidae. The transcript is spliced from 4 exons.
AUGACUACAGGCAAACAACAACAAAAAGUAUCCGAUCAAAGCUUGCAAACUGUGGCGCAGAAUGCAGCCUCUCAGUGCCCCAGCAGUUAUGACGUCAUAAGCAUAUCAUCAUCGUCAUCGUCGUCGUCAUCAUUGCCAUCAUCCAUGCCAGCGUCAUCGUACGGAAAGCUGUGGUAUUCAUUCGGCGCUAAUACAAACCUCAAUGUUGAGUGGGCCAUGAGAGAGUUGUACUUGAAUGCUAGCAAUAUUAUGAGCUAUCAGGUUUUCGUCGAGCACAUCCAGCAGAAGCAGCAAUUCAAAGGAGUCGAUGGAGAUCCUCUAGCAUUGGUGACCUCGUGCUUUCAAAGUUCUCCCCUCCUUGAAAGAUUUUUGUAUUCAGAUCGACUGAACCUGAAACGCAUUGCCUGUUGA